Molecule: messenger RNA, 501 nt
Organism: Carica papaya (papaya)
Lineage: Eukaryota; Viridiplantae; Streptophyta; Magnoliopsida; Brassicales; Caricaceae
Source: RefSeq, a predicted model, not a curated record
UUCCCGCCCCCCAAACACUCCUUAUUAAACCUAUCCCGUGUCUCUCUUUCCCUGUGCAUUUCUCUCUAUCUUAACACACAAAUGAAGAGCAUUUCCAGAUCACCUGCGAAGAGACACGAUGGCUUCUACAAGUUCCUUAAGCCAGGUGCUCUUGCCCGACUCAGGGACUCGAGAAUCAUCGCCAGAUCUAGCAAAACCAACUGCCUUCCAACGUGCUCCUCUCCCCACCGAAUCGACUUACCACUCCCUCAGAUGGCAGCGCAGGUCCAGACACAGAUCCAGACGUUUGAUCAGAUACCUGAUUUCCUCAACAAGAUCUAUAGUCCUUAUUGCAUCCGGAGGAAGAGACUUGCGGCGGCUAAGUCGGUGUCCUUGCUCAGUUUGAGUACGUCUAAUCCUGUUUUAGAAUCUGGUGCUGGUAAUAGCAAUCAUCCGUUGGUUAGUGUGGUGAACAGCGAUGUUGUUGUUGCUCAUUGAAUAAACAGUAGUGGACAAUGUCAA